Venustampulla echinocandica is the source of this 1698-nucleotide messenger RNA. RefSeq lists its product as uncharacterized. Lineage: Eukaryota; Fungi; Ascomycota; Leotiomycetes; Helotiales; Pleuroascaceae. Gene Ontology annotation, cellular component: plasma membrane. The transcript is spliced from 2 exons. The record is from RefSeq and is a predicted model, not a curated record. Bases 1 to 1698 code for a protein of 565 amino acids. Gene Ontology annotation, molecular function: ferric-chelate reductase activity. Gene Ontology annotation, biological process: copper ion import; intracellular iron ion homeostasis; iron ion transport.
AUGGCAUGGCCAUACCACCUACUCGACCUCGGAACCACCCAAAAACACCAACGGAGAAUCCUUCUAGAUCGCUAUGGGGUAUAUGCCCAACUAUCGGCCUUAGUGCCCAUUUUAGCCUACCUGCUGUUUAGAUUGGCCGCCUGGGUAUAUUCCGAGAGACAGAGAACGAAGCUCGAUUAUACGGCGCUGAGUGACUCCUCGCAUUCCACACGCCGGAGGACGGGAAAGCUGGAAACAAGAUGCAAGCAAGCCGCUUGGUGGCUUGGGGGCGAGGUUGCGUCUGGAUGGGGUAUUAGGGGCCAUUGGAUUGCUGGUUGCGCCUGGACUUGCUGGUUGUUGUUUUUAUGCAUCCACCGGACCGGUGAUGACUAUCUUCAUAUUACCAAGCGCUUCGGCGUUGUUGCCGCGUCACAGCUUCCUGUUCACUACAUGCUGUCUAUGAAAUCCCUCUAUUCUCCGCUCGCCUUGGUCUUCAAGGCUUCACACGAGCAGCUCAACCCUUGGCAUCGACUAUCAGGGCGAAUUAUAUACUUUAUGUUAUGCCUCCAUGCCUCCUGGUACAUGAACUAUUUUGUUCAAGCGGGUGUGCUUGCUAAACGGCUAUCGGCUCCCGUGGUCAUCAUUGGAAUAACUGCGUUUCUAUGCCUGACGACCAUAGCCACAACAAGUCUGGAAACUGUCCGGCGCUGGAGUUAUCGAGUAUUCUUCGUGCUUCACCUAAUUAUCGGAGUUUCGAUACUGCCCCUGCUUUUCUUUCACGCGCCAGCUCUUCGAAUAUUCGUUUUUGAGGCUCUGAUUCUAUUCAUAUUCGACAUUGUUUGUAGGAAGUUGGACACAACCACAGGUUUUGCAACAAUUACCGCGGUUCCCCAUGCGAAGCUGGUUAAAAUUAAAGUACAUGUUCCGGCUUCGAAACUCAAAAGAUUCCACGACGCUCCUGGGCAACACAUCUACUUGUCGAUUCCAGCCGAAAGCACCCCGCCAUCUGUUGCUACCCCCUCGAUUCAUGACCUACUGUUUAACCCGUUCACUAUUGCAGAAGUAUCAGCCCGGCAUGUUACUCUGGUUCUUCGUACACUCAAUGGGCCUACAACCCGCGCAAUCCAGACGCUUUCACACCUCCCCAAAGCCUACCCUCCGAUCAACAUCGAAGGCCCCCUCGGAUCAUCUCUCCAUUUCCCUAAUCUCGCAGCCAACUACGAUAGGAUACUUCUUAUAGCUGGCGGAGUGGGCGCUACCUUCAUUCUUCCCAUAUACCGACACGUGCAGGAUCAACUGGAGACUCAGUCCAUUAAUCCAGAUCGUGUUACGUUUAUAUGGUCGCUGAGAUCGGCUGCUGAAGCAAGCUGGGCAGUGGAUCCCCAAUCAAGAGUAAAGAUCGAUGAAGAUGAGAAUGUUAAGAUUUUCUUGACGGGAAGUGCUGCGGGCGGGCCAGCAUAUGAUCCACCUAGUGGGGAUGGCAGUAUUGAGUUGGAUGAUUUCCAAAAUGUAGAAGAAUCUGUGAAAGCCAGCGGGGGCCGCGGGAGGCCGAAUUUAGGUGCGAUUGUAGAUGAGACAUUUAGGCAAGGAAACGAGAAGAGGGUCGCAGUGUUAGUAUGCGGCCCACCAGAGAUGGCGAAAGAAGUUCGACGGCAUGUUGGGCGAUGGAUAUGGAAGGGCCGAGAUGUCUGGUUCCACGAUGAGAGUUUUGGGUGGUGA